This is a messenger RNA of Erythranthe guttata (spotted monkey flower), 6855 nucleotides long. The record is from RefSeq and is a predicted model, not a curated record. Lineage: Eukaryota; Viridiplantae; Streptophyta; Magnoliopsida; Lamiales; Phrymaceae.
AAUAAAACCCCUUAUUUUAUUAUGGUAAAAAAUCUCAUAACCAAUUGAGAAAUAAAUUUCGUGAACCUUUAUAAAUAAAGGGCAAAAUUUGAAUUUCUCGCUCCACAUUCGCUAUAUAUACAGUCUACAACAACAUUUGCAUUCCAGAAUUUGAAUUUAUCGUUCAACAGUGAGUCACAGUGAUUUCAGAAAUCCGCUCUAAAGGGACGGAGGAGUUCAGCCAUGGCUUCCGAUACUCCUCGUGCCCGCAUCGAUCAGUUCUUUUCUUCUAAAAAGAAGAGAAAGAUUCUUUCACCGGCUUCAAAAUCCGGGAGACGAGAAAAAGAAGCCAAAAACCAAUUUGAAGGCUCACCCAGCGCUAAAGGUUCUUUGGAGAACUACUUGGAGACUUCAACAGAUGGGAAUUCACCUGCAAAGUCCUUGAAUUUCACUUAUGAUGAAAAGGGUAGGCAUGCUCCCACUAAGAGAUAUUUGACUUUGGACACCACUUCCCAAGGGCAGCCACAAAGUCCCGAAACUUCCAGAGUUUCUCAGAGAUUAAAAAUCGAACCCUUGUCUGAUAUUGGUUGUGUCGGUUCAAAAGGUAUUGCGAAGGAUUUUUCUGAAACUGCGGCUGCUGCACAAAACUCUGAACUUAAGGAGUUUGCCGCUGGCUUCUUGUCAUUGUAUUGCGGUGAGUUACCGUGCAGCGUAGGUUCACAAUCGAAGACAAAGGAGAUUGCAGACAAACCACACAGUAGCACAUCUGCACUUCAGCUAGAUGAGAAAUCAUCCAACAUAAGGCAUUGUGGGGAUGACCGGAAUCAGUCCGACAUUCAAAUUGAACUGAUUUCCUCUCCCAAGGCCAUCCAGUCUAAAACUGUCAAUAAAUCUACUGAUGUUGAUUCAAAUUGUUCACAAAAGGUUCUUAUGUGCAACAAUACAUUUGCAUCACAAGCAGGUCUGAGAAAGUGUAGUUACACAUCUGCUCUUAGUACAGUGGAAUGUGAAACGCCUGGUACUUCAACUACUAGACUUGGAGUUCGAGAAACUCCUCAUUCAACACGAGGAAGCUCCUCGUUUUCUCCUGGAGAAGCAUUUUGGAAUGAAGCAAUUAUAGUUGCUGAUGGGUUGUUUCGUCCAAAUGAUGGUCUUUCUUCAUGUGUUGCUGAAAAUAGAGCUCCAAGAGUUGAUUAUGGGACGCAUAAUUCGAACAAUGCGAAAAAUGGCGACCCUAUGGGUUUGUUGGACAAUGCUGUGGAUGGAGUUGCAGAUGCAUUUUGUGAUGUUGGAAAUAAUUCUGCUGUAGGCUCACUUGGGAUGAUCGGGCAAGAUCUGAAACAGUCAGUGUCUCCUUUACCCGUGAAACAUUUUGACUUCAGUAUUGAGGGAAAUAGUUUUGAUAAGCAAACAAUAGUUGAUGCUAAGAACACCAAACCUUCUAUUUUAACUAGCAAAGAGAAUAGGUUUGCCUCGAUUAAGCCUUCCAGUUUACGAAGCUAUAAUGACAUACCUAUUUUCCCCGAAGCUCAGAUGAAUAAAGUGCUUUGUGAUGCCCAAGGAACAAUCAUUAAAUGUGUUAAUUCCAAAAGCAACGCUGAGCAUUUGAAUCAAAAUAGCCACAAUGAUAUAUCUAAUACACCGGAUAGAGAUUGUAAUAAGGUUGCUGCUAUUCAUGAAUCCAGAAGCAACUUUACUCCAGCUAGUUCUUCAAUAACGGAUUGUUCGGAUCUCAGUAACUGGCUUCCUCCUGAAAUAUGCAACAUGUACAAAAAAAAGGGAAUAUCAAAACUGUAUUCAUGGCAGGUCGACUGCCUUCAGGUGGAAGGUGUCUUGCAUAAGCGAAAUCUUGUUUACUGUGCAUCUACAAGUGCUGGUAAAAGUUUUGUUGCUGAAAUACUAAUGCUGCGGAGAAUUUUGGCAACUGGAAAAAUCGCACUUCUUGUGCUUCCAUAUGUAUCUAUCUGCGCAGAAAAGGUACAUGCGGUUUCUUUACUUAGACAGGGUCAUUUGAACCUUUUGUCUCGUGUCUUAUGCUUCAACCUUUGGAACAUGCAGGCAGAACACCUUGAAGUUCUAUUAGAGCCGGUUGAUAAGCAUGUCCGUAGUUUUUAUGGAAAUCAAGGUGGUGGAACUCUUCCCAAGGAUACAUCUGUGGCUGUCUGCACUAUCGAGAAAGCAAAUUCUUUGAUUAACAAGUUACUAGAAGAGGGACGUUUAUCGGAGCUUGGUACCAUUGUAAUUGAUGAACUGCAUAUGGUUGGUGAUCAGAAUAGAGGUUAUCUUUUGGAACUCAUGUUGACGAAACUUCGUUAUGCAGCUGGUGAAGGGAAUGUAGAUUCUUCUAGUGGAGAAAGUUCAGGGACGAGUAGUGGGAAAUCUGAUCCUGCACGUGGCCUCCAAAUUGUUGGUAUGAGCGCAACACUACCAAAUGUGGCUGCAGUUGCUGAGUGGCUACAGGCAGCUCUUUACGAGACAAACUUUCGGCCUGUUCCAUUGGAAGAAUACAUUAAAAUUGGUAGCACAAUUUACAACAAAGAAAUGGAAAUUGUUAGAACAAUGCCGAGGGCAUCCGACCUUGGUGGUAAAGAUCCAGAUCAUAUAGUUGAACUCUGCAACGAGGUUGUCCAAGAAGGUCACUCGGUGCUAAUAUUUUGUUCCAGUCGGAAAGGGUGUGAAUCAACUGCUAAGCACAUCGCGAAGCAUCUGAAAAGAUUUUCUGUAAGCCCCCGCAGUGAGCAAGGCGAGUCCUUCGAUGUUGCUUUUGCAAUUGAUGCAUUACAAAGGUCUCCUGCUGGAUUAGAUCCUGUGCUAGAAGAAACUCUUCCAUUUGGAGUUGCCUAUCAUCAUGCUGGGCUCACGGUCGAAGAAAGGGAAACUGUUGAAACAUGUUACAGGAAAGGACUUGUACGUGUCCUGACUGCUACAUCAACUCUGGCAGCUGGGGUUAAUCUGCCUGCCCGGAGAGUUAUAUUCCGACAACCACGCAUUGGUCGUGAUUUUAUUGAUGGGACAAGGUACAAGCAGAUGGCUGGGCGGGCAGGUCGCACUGGCAUAGACACAAAGGGAGAGAGUGUGCUAAUUUGCAAGCCAGAUGAAGCCAAGAAGAUACUGUCACUCCUUAAUGACAGUUGUCCUCCACUGCAUUCUUGUUUGUCAGAAGAUAGGAAUGGUAUGACCCACGCAAUUCUUGAGGUUGUUGCUGGAGGAAUUGUUCAAACUGCGAGUGAUAUUAAUCGAUAUGUAAGGUGUACCCUUCUCAAUUCUACAAAACCCUUUGAAGAUGUUGUGAAAUCUGCACAAGAUUCCCUUCGAUGGUUGUGCCAUAAUAAAUUCCUAGAGUGGAGUGAAGAGACUAAGUUAUACAGCACUACCCCCCUUGGCCGGGCGUCUUUUGGCAGUUCUCUUUGUCCAGAGGAAUCACUUAUUGUGCUGGAUGAUCUCGUAAGGGCAAGAGAAGGUUUUGUUCUUGCAUCGGAUUUGCAUUUGGUAUACUUGGUAACUCCCAUUAAUGUUGAUGUCGAACCCGAUUGGGAGCUCUAUUAUGAGAGAUACAUGCAGUUAUCUUCGCUAGACCAGUCUGUUGGCACUCGUAUUGGAGUACAAGAACCUUUUCUAAUGCGCAUGGCUCAUGGCGCGCCUCCUCGAGCUUUGCCCAGAUCAAGGAAUAAUGUCAAGGGCUUUCAGGGAAAUGAUCACAAAUUUGGGACGUCCACCCACGGCGGCAUGCUCUCAGAUGAGCAAAUGCUUAGAGUGUGUAAACGUUUCUAUGUCGCUCUUAUUUUGUCGAGGCUGGUGCAGGAAGUUCCCGUGCGAGAAGUUUGUGAAGGGUUUAAAGUUGCUAGAGGCAUGGUUCAGGCCUUACAAGAAAAUGCUGGAAGGUUUGCAUCUAUGGUUUCAGUGUUCUGUGAGAGGCUUGGAUGGCAUGACCUCGAAAGUUUAGUCGCCAAAUUCCAAAAUCGUGUUUCAUUUGGAGUUAGGGCUGAGAUUGUGGAGCUUACGGCAAUUCCUUACAUUAAGGGUUCUCGAGCUAGAGCACUUUAUAAAGCUGGUUUGCGAACACCCCAAGCUAUUGCUGAAGCAUCAAUUCCCGAAAUUCUCAAGGCACUUUUUGAAUCUUCUUCAUGGAAUGCGCAUGACUCGGCACCAAGGAAAGUGCAUGUGGGAGUUGCCAAGAAGAUUAAAAAUGGCGCUCGCAAAAUUGUUCUUGAAAAAGCUGAAGAAGCAAGAAUUGCUGCAUUCUCCGCCUUCAAAUCUCUUGGACUUGAUGUUCCUCAAUUUUCCCGCCCACUAUUAUCCAUUGCUACUGGAAAAGUCCCUAAAAAAGAGCUAACAUCGUCUUCAGGGGAGGAUUCUACGAAUAGCUAUGCUUUUCCUCAGCAUUCCGAUCAUAUCAUAAAUGCACCAUCGGUUGGGCACAAGCAUGAGAUUGCUGCAGUUAUCUCGGAAACUGCGGGUAACAAAUCUAUAGACACCCCUGUAGCUGGCUUUGCAUCGGUUGAGGAAAAAUUAGCAGGAAAUUUAGAAGGUGAAUUUCUUGUUGAAAAGCCUGUUUUAGUCAAGGAAGAGUCUAAUACCCUAGAUUACAAGCUAAGCAUUACCAAUAAUCUCAUCAGUAGUACAAAUGGGCCCACCUCUCGUCCAUUAACCGAUAUCGUCGACAUAAAAACCCAGUCCAAUGAGCAUCUUGAUCAUGUUGGGCAACAACAACAGAAAAAUGAAAAUAUUCCUGGAAGCAGACAAAACAUAGAAGAAAAGGGUCCUGUAAAUGCAAAUAGUAUUCCUGGUGGACUCGAUUCUUUUUUGGAUCAGUGGGAUGCAACUAAAGAGUUCUUUUUUGACAUCCAUUUUACUAAAAAAUCUGAAUUGAACUCAAUAGCUCCAUUUGAAAUACACGGUCUAGCCAUUUGCUGGGAAAAUUCUCCUGUGUAUUACUUAAAUAUUCCAAAGGACUUAUUCCGCUAUAGCAGCCAAGGAAAUGAGCAUGCUAUGAGCAGCAAGGAUGUUUUACAACCAAAGUUGCAGGUGGAGAUGGCCAAGAAGCGAUGGAAUAGGAUUGGGAUUAUAAUGGGGAGAAAGGAUGUCAAAAAAUUUACUUGGAACUUGAAAGUUCAGAUGCAAGUGUUUAAGAUUCCUGCUGUUGCCUUUCACAAGUUUAGCAGCCUGCAUGGUGGAAUCAAAAGUUUGGGUUUAGAUCUUAUCGACAAUUCUUAUUUUAUGUUUUCUCCAGUCCAUGUGAGGGCUGCAAUUGAUAUGUGUGUUGUGGCAUGGAUCCUUUCCCCUGACGAGGAAAAAAGUUCUUAUCCUAAUCUGGAAAAGGAAGUUAAAAGAAGGUUAUCCAGCGAUGCUGCUGCUUCUGCUAAUCGGAAUGGUAGAUGGAAGGAUCAGAUGCGAAGUGCUGCGCAUAAUGGGUGCUGCCGCAGAGUUGCACAAACUCGAGUUUUAUUUUCUGCUUUGUGGAAAUUACUAGAAUCUGAAGAACUUGUUGAACCACUUAUGACUAUUGAAGUUCGACUGGUCAACGUCCUUGCUGAUAUGGAGAUCUGGGGAAUAGGUGUAGACAUGGAAGGAUGCCUUAGAGCACGGCAUAUCCUGGGAAGAAAACUCAAGUGUCUAGAGAAGGAAGCUUACCGAUUAGCUGGCAGGAAAUUUUCACUAUCAAUGCCGGCAGACAUAGCAAAUAUUCUCUAUGAACACUUGAAGCUGCCCAUGCCAGAAGGGAGUAGAGGGAAACAACACCCUAGCACUGACAAGCAUUGUCUAGAUUUGCUCAGGAAUGAACAUCCUAUUGUCCCAGUAAUUAAGGAGCACCGGACAUUGGCUAAACUCUUGAAUUCUACUUUGGGAUCAAUUUGUUCACUAGCAAGGCUUUCUAUGAGGACACAGAAAUAUACUCUGCAUGGCCAUUGGCUCCAGACAUCAACUGCAACUGGCCGCCUUUCAAUGGAGGAGCCGAACCUCCAGUGUGUUGAGCACAUGGUCGAGUUCAAAAUGAAUGAAGAUGAGGGUGAAUCAGGUUCCGGUCAAUAUAAAAUUAAUGCCCGUGAUUUUGUUGUACCUACUCAGGAUGAUUGGUUGCUCCUAACUGCGGACUAUUCCCAGAUAGAACUAAGACUUAUGGGCCAUUUUUCAAAAGAUUAUUCAUUGAUUAAGCUCCUGACUAAUCCCCAGGCUGAUGUCUUUACCAUGAUUGCUGCGAAAUGGAAUGAGAAGCAUGAGUCCAGUGUCAGCUCACAAGAGAGAGAUCAAACAAAGAAACUGGUUUAUGGAAUUUUAUACGGGAUGGGACCUAACACACUGGCAGAACAGUUGGAUUGCCACCCGGAUGAAGCUGCAGCAAGAAUUCGAAACUUUAAGAAAUCUUUUCCAGCUGUUGCUUCCUGGCUUCAAGAAGUUGUGACAUCUUGCCAUAAGAAAGGCUUUGUGGAAACUCUCAAGGGCCGGAAGCGUUUCUUGGCAAAAAUUAAAUUUGGAAACAGUAAAGAAAAAUCCAAAGCUCAGAGACAAGCUGUGAAUUCUCUAUGUCAGGGAUCUGCUGCCGACAUAAUAAAAAUCGCGAUGAUAUGCUUAUCGGAUAUGAUUGGUGAGGAUGUUGAUGCAUCUUUUCCUAGUUUCGUGGAUGCUGAAAAAUUUCAAAUGCUUAAAGGUCGCUGUCGAAUCCUUCUACAGGUACAUGAUGAAUUGGUACUGGAAGCUGAUCCUUCGGUUGUCAGAGAAGCUGGGUUGUUGCUACAAACAUGCAUGGAACGUGCUGUGUCACUUCUUGUUCCUUUACCUGUCAAAUUGAAGGUUGGGAAAACGUGGGGAUCUUUGGAACCUUUUGAGCCUAAUUCUUAGAUAUUCUGGGAAUACAAAUUUGGAAGUGUUUUUGCCUCA